This is a messenger RNA of Psilocybe cubensis, 2058 nucleotides long. RefSeq lists its product as uncharacterized. The transcript has 3 exons. Lineage: Eukaryota; Fungi; Basidiomycota; Agaricomycetes; Agaricales; Agrocybaceae. The record is from RefSeq and is a predicted model, not a curated record. The coding region runs from base 1 to 2058 and encodes 685 amino acids. Gene Ontology annotation, molecular function: protein binding.
AUGCCUCCCAUCCCCUUCAAAUUUCAAGGAUCUGACGGCCAUAUCAGACGUCUCGCAUUUGAAAACUUGCCCAGCUGGGACGAACUUGCAUCCAAGCUCCAUUCCCUCUAUGCCAUUCCAGUCGAUAAAGUUGGUGUCUCGUAUUUCGACGACGACAACGACGAGAUAACCGCCAGUUCAAACGAAGAACUCCAGGAUAUCUAUCGGACGACUUUCCAAUCUAAGAAACAAAUUAGAAUGCCCACACUCCGAAUCACCUCCCCAAAAUUCCACUCCGAACGGAAACACCUUGGCGAAGACCCUGAUAACUUGGAUUUUAAUGACUGGCAGCGGUUUAAUAUCACGGACUAUCUUGAUGACGCACCUCAUGCCUUUGUAGAGCUCAUCAGUGGUUUGGAUAAGGCUGGUGCGCAUUCCGAUUCCAACGACGAAAAGUCUACUGUGCAGCCUGUACUCGUUGAUAAAGGCAAAGGAAAGGCGACUUCUACUGGAGCAAUGUCAACAACCUCUGCACUGGAGGAAGAGUUUGCACAAAAAUAUCCCAUCCAUGUCGUCAAUAUUGCUCACCCACAAAGUGACUCAGGCGUCCAUCACGAAGGUGAAACUGCAUCCCAUAAAACAUCCUCGGUUCCAUUUGAUUCUCGUACUCCUGUGGAAAAUAAUGGCCCCCUUGAUGAUCCGCCUUUACCAGCCAUCGAAUCGCAGUCCAAUACAUCUUCGACUCUUACAAAUGAUAUCGCAACAUUUCUUUCAUCCCUUUCUAACGUUAUAUCAGCACAUCCCGAGUUGUCUGAAGGACUUCGCAAUAUUGUACGCAACGCAACUAACGGCACAUAUUGGGAAGCACAUAGAGCUGCCUUAUCACGAGCUGCCAAUGAUAUGCAACAAGCUACUGGCCAAAUCGAACAACAGGCUGCACAGAGGGUUUCUGAGGCCUUGGGCAAUCUUUUUCGUUCAUUCUCCCAGGUAACAGACACCUUGAAUCAGAACCAGAACGCUCAACAACCUACGCGUGCUCCAGAGAACCAGCAGCCUCUUCCAUGGUAUCAACAUCCAUUUCCGGUAGGUAGGCACCCAUGGGGCCGCAGAUUCCCUGUUGGAUUAGACCCCUCCCAUUCUCCCCCGUGGCAUAGUACGCCUUGGUCUGAAAGGGGACACCGUAUCGUGCAUGGGCAUCCACCGCCGCCACCACCUUUUAACCCAUUCUCUGGCCCUCCAAAAUUUUUCCCUCCACCCUCACCACCUCAUUUCGGCCAUCCUGAAAUUCCUUCUUUUCCACAGGUAUCUGUUCCCCGACCUCCCUCCGCUCCUCCUCCUGGUAUUUCCUCUAAGGUUGCAGACCCAAACCCCGUGACAACAAAUGAGUCUAGGGCGGAGGAGCGAGCUACUCCUUUCGCUUCGGUCUAUGAUCGACUUGAGCAUAAACAACAAAAAAAAAAUUCUGCAGAUGCAGUGGACCACAUAUUUGUAACAGCAGAUAUUCCCGCUCCUGUGAGCUCUAAUCAACUCCUUCAACCUCGUAAAUCUGAACCGCCUUCGCCCAAGCCGACCUCUCAGGAGUUGAGAGCCCAAGUUGAAGCAGCCAAACGAAACUACAAAGAACAGAAGGAAAGGUAUAGGCGUGAGCGCGAAGAACGCAGAAAUCAGGCGGGGGGGAAUAGACUCGAUGAGGCAAAUUUUUUCUCUACUAACGCUGUAGCUGGUGAAGGCUCCCAUAUUGUUAGCAAGGCAUCAGGGUCAUAUCCUCAGCUGGAGUUGUACAGUGCUGGACCACGUCCAUACAAUACUCAUUUAGGACACGACUCGACCUCUAGAGGUAAUUUGGUCUCUCGAGCAAUGACACGUAUCUCAAAAAGACUGUCAGAUAUGGGUUUCUCGGAGAAUUCGUAUUCCGAUCUUCCUGAUAAGAUUAAGACUGAGAUGCAGUCAAGGAAGGUAAUUACAAAGGAGGAGGAAGAUGACAUCGUCACCAACUUAUUGGAGGAACUCCUUUCUCUGCCUUCGAAGUCCUACCUCGCUUCUAGCUCUGUUGCCAAGGACAAAACUCAUAACCUGUGA